Molecule: messenger RNA, 2692 nt
Organism: Xenopus tropicalis (tropical clawed frog)
Lineage: Eukaryota; Metazoa; Chordata; Amphibia; Anura; Pipidae
Gene: elovl1
Product: ELOVL fatty acid elongase 1
Exons: 8
Coding region: 84-956 (290 amino acids)
Biological process (GO): very long-chain fatty acid biosynthetic process; fatty acid elongation, saturated fatty acid; long-chain fatty-acyl-CoA biosynthetic process
Cellular component (GO): endoplasmic reticulum membrane; membrane; endoplasmic reticulum
Molecular function (GO): fatty acid elongase activity
Source: RefSeq, a predicted model, not a curated record
AGGUGUAAAACAGAAAUAUUUAGUUUUGUGCCAAUUUAAUUUCAAAAGUCAACUGUCCAAAUAAGUUGUGGGUAACUGUUAAAAUGGAAGCCGUACUCUCAGAAUGGGUGCAAAAAUACCACAACUUUAUGAAAGGAGCAGAUUCCAGGAUAUAUGAUUAUCCAUUGAUGCAGUCACCAUUCCUUCCUGGUGCUAUUCUCCUGAGUUAUGUCUACUUUGUUCUUUCUCUUGGCCCACGAAUAAUGGCAAAUCGGAAGCCUUUUGACCUAAAGCCACUAAUGGUUGUUUAUAAUUUUAGCCUUGUGGCACUUUCAGCUUAUAUUGUUUAUGAGUUCCUCAUGUCAGGCUGGUUAACUGGUUAUACAUGGCGUUGUGACCCAGUGGAUGUGUCUGAUACUCCAAUGGCUUUAAGGAUGGUCCGAGUAGCUUGGCUGUUCCUGUUCUCUAAGUUUAUUGAACUACUUGAUACUGUUUUCUUUGUUGUAAGAAAGAAGAACAGCCAGAUCACCUUUCUGCACAUCUUUCAUCACUCUGUCCUGCCUUGGAGCUGGUGGUGGGGUGUCAAGUUUGGCCCAGGUGGUAUGGGAUCUUUCCACGCUAUGAUUAAUUCCUUGGUUCAUGUCAUCAUGUACUUUUACUAUGGACUGUCAGCUGCUGGUCCACGCUUUCAGAAAUACCUGUGGUGGAAGAAGCAUAUGACAGCCAUCCAGCUGAUCCAGUUUGUGCUGGUUUCCAUUCACAUUUCCCAGUAUUACUUCAUGUCAAGCUGCGAUUACCAAUACCCCAUCUUCAUUCACCUCAUCUGGAUCUAUGGCACAGUUUUCUUCAUCUUGUUUUCCAAUUUCUGGUAUCAGGCAUACACUAAAGGAAGGCGCCUCCCCAAGGGUAGCACAGUUGCCAAUGGAGCAUUGCAUCAGAACGGCAAAGCCAAAAAUGGGAAAUAUAAGGAAAAUUAGAUGCAGGCACCUCAAGACCUGUGCUGGCAGUGUGCGGAAACCUGUGCACACGAGAGGAGCCGGUGCAAAGGGGGAAAAUUUACCACAUUUUAUAAACAGAGAAACCCAGCUGUUUGUGGGCCAGUACAAACUGCUAAACUGGUUUCUGAAUGCAUCUGGGCCUUUCACCAGCCAAAUUAAGUGCCUAAAAGACUGUUCAACCAAAUGAAUGAGUAACCCCAUGUCCCUCCUGCAGCUAAAGCUACUCUUUCUACAGCAUGAAGCCACUCCUGAGUCCAUGAAGAACCAGUUCACUCCUUUGGCGCAAUGGUUACUACGAAUCUGUAAUCUAAUUAAUGUACUACCCAGUCCUCCAGCUUUCAAUGUAAAUCUGGAUUUCUUUGCAUCACAUUCCAGUAAUUCUCCUAUUUGGAAUAGUUCUUCACUAAUUUUAUUUUACACCCUUUACUUACUGUUUUUGCACUGGUAUUGUUAUGGUCACAGGAAGAUGAAUUAGUUAUAAAAAUUGCAGGAAUUCUGAAAUACUUGAAUAUAGGGACAUGUGUGUCUUAUACUGUUUGGUUGUGUUCCUUUCCAAAGAAGGCAACUUUAUUGUGUUAAUUUAAAUUAAUUUGCCUUAUAACAUAGGCAUGGUUGCCUCCUUAUAUUAUUGCUUUACCCCCUUAUUCAUCAUUUAUUUACUGUGUCCCAUCCACAGAAUCUCUACUCAUAACACUUUAACACUGAAGCGUCCUUGUUAGGAACCCUUAUUUUUGUGACCCUGGAAUGGGAGAAUUGAAAUAGAUUCUUGACACUGUUGCUUGAUCAAAAAUGUCAUAAUAGGAUAUUGUAUGACUGCCAGGAAGGAAGGAGUGGUAUACAAUGGGUAAGGCACAGAGAUAUAAGGACUUAAUGUAACUACCUGCAAGUCUGCCAGAACCUAUUUAUAAUUUUUUUGUGUAAUACUAAUAAACGCUUAUUGCACAUUGGAUAUAUCAACUCUAACAGCUACCAAUGGUUAUGGUAAACACCAAGUCUAUCUUAUCCAAACGUUUGGCAAAGAUAUCAGUGCAGCAGUAGUCUCUAUGUUCAAAACAGACCAAAUGCCUAAUGUGGUAAAACACAUAACUGUUUAACACUGUUUUUUUUUUUUUUUUUAAGUGAUUUAAGUGCUUUGUUUAUUACUUGGAUUGGAUCCAGCUGUCUGAGCAUUUUACCAUUUCAUGUUCUCUGUGCAAUGUGUAUUUCCAUACACUGCACUAUGCUUGUCCAGUUCUAUAUGUACAAAGGCAGUACAAAGUGAGUGGUACAUCCAGACUUGAAUGCGCAAGCAAUAGUACAGUACUAGAAAUGGUAUGAAAGUUUGUAAGACCAUCUGUGUGUGCAUUUGCGCCAACCAUAAGACAUAAAACAGUUCAGCUCAACAUCUUCCCUUGAGCACUUUUUGUUACCAUUACUGCUUGUAAAUUAUCAAUAACUUAUGUUCAUUUCUUACUUUGAGUUAAAAGUACUGAAUAUCUGAUGGCUAAAAAGACUAGGGUGAAUAUACAGCAAGCCAGUGUUGCAGUAUGGUAAUAUCACAAAAAAAAAAAUAAAAAAAAAUGGAUGUUUGUGUCCAAACAUUCCUCUGUCUUCUGUAUAAGUGGCUGCAUAUGGAAGAAAAGUUGGGGGGGGGGGGGGAAUUAAUGUGCCUUACGUGCUUGUCCUUUGCUAAAAUGUAUCCAAAAUCGCCUUAUUAAAAUUAUUUCACCCAUGUA